UGUAAAAAUAUUAUUAUUUAAAUUUUAAAAAUUUCUCUACUAUUACUUAAUAUUUUUUAUAAAUUAAUUAUUGAAUACAAUAAACACAUUAUAUUGCAUUGACAGCUAUUUUUAAUUAUGAAAAUUAUGUUUUGUGGAUGAAUAUUCUACUGUGGUUGUAUUAUUUUUGGAAUACAAAUAAUAUGAUCAAAAAUGUUUUGCAAUCAGUUUUGGUUUGUUUUGUUAUAUGAUUACUGUAAAGUAGUUUGUAAGGUAUGUCUUCAACAAAUAAGCAAGAUUUUGACAGGAAUGAUGAUAUUGAACAAUGCAGAGUGUCUGCCGAUGAUAAGUGUAAGAAAUGGAGUAAUAACAAUACUAACAGUAGCGGAAACAAAUUUGCUCGACGUGCGCGAUCUUUUAAAGAAGAUUUAUUGGACAUUAUAUCUGCGAUGCGAUCGCCUAGUCAUAGCACAAUUAAUUCUAGAAGCAAUUCUCCCAAAAAUUGGUUACCAAAGCAAAGACAUGCUUCAUCUGGAAGUAGUCCUAAAAGAUCCCUCAAUGACAUUGACUUUCACGUUAGACAAAUUCAGAUAGCCUUGAAACAUUUCUUUGAUGUAGUGACAAAAAACAAAUUAGAAAUGUUACCUGGAAAUGGAACUGUAGUUUUAGAAACUGUAACUUCUAUUUGUGGUGUAUUUAAAUCGUAUGAUAUCAAUGAACAAAGUUCUUUAGUAGUAUCUGCUUUAAACCAAGUAUAUCAAAGUGUAGCACAACUUAUAAAAUUAUGUGAUGAUGUUCUCUUAUCUGGCGAAAAAGCAAUUAAUACUGAGAAUGUAUCAGAUACAUUGCAUUUAGUCGAUGUAGCUAUUCAAAAUUUAGUAUCCCUAUCCAAUUCAAAAAAGGGCCAAAUAACCAUUAAAAAUAAUUUUAAGGCUGAAGGCUCUCUCGAAGUUUCUGAUGAGAUAAAACAAAGAGUUUCAUUGCCUGAUAUUCCAUUAACACCAAGAGAAAGAGAAAUAUUAGAACAAACAAGCAAUAAUUAUUUAUUUGAUAAUAAUCCUCCUUCUAAGCCUCCUUUACCAAAUAGGACAUGUUUGGAAGACGUUGACACAAAUCAUUCCCCUCCGCCUCUUCCUCCAAAACGUCAAGCUAAACAAAAUUUUACUAAAUAUAGCCCAUGUAACAUACCUAUGGAACUGUUAGAAUUAUCAGAUGGUUCAUCUUCAAUUGGUUCUUUAGAUUCAAUUUUAAAUGAUGAAGAAGUUAAUGUAGUUAUGGCUCAAAAUGAUGGUUCAUUUUUAACCUGUGAUACCAAUCAUGUUUGUGGAUAUUGUAACUGUUCUUCUAGUUCAACUUCAAUGGAUCAAGGUAAUGAAAAACUGAUUUCUCCAUUUUCUGAAUAUUCACCACAACAAGCCACAAUAGAAAAGAAAACUAUGUUUAUUCAUCAAGCUUCUAGUCAGGUGUGGACACAAUCCAAAUCAACAACUUUUCAUCAAAUUAGUAAUCAAACCAUAUUUUCUAAUGAAAUUAAUAAGUCGUCAUCUACUAAUGAAAUUCCUCCACCUGUACCUGAAAAAAAACGUAAUGUUAGACAAAUGUUAAGAUCUACUUAUGAUAAUUUAUCAAUGGAUGAAUUGGGAACACAGUAUAACUUUCACAAGAAUAGUAGUCAUUGUAAUAUUCAAACAUUGACACAUACAGCUUCACUAGACAAUCCAGUUGCUGAUUCUUCUAAUCCACCUCCAUUGCCACUUAAAAAAAAACAUAUGUUUCAUUCAGUGGCUUAUUCUGUAAUGGCUUAUAUGGAAAUGUUUGGUAACUGUUCUCAUGGAAACACUACUGAAUUUUUACGUCAUUCGGUACAUACAUACACAAUGCUUCAUCAAAGUAAUUGGCAUUCACCACAAAAAUAUAAUGAAAUGCAAAAUUAUAGUGUUGAAAAUUCAAACCAAUCAUACUACUUAAAUAAUGAAUCUAACCCACCAGAAUUACCACCAAAACGAGGAAAGGCAAUUUUGUCUUCUUGUAAACAAACAUCACCCCAAAAAGCUCCAAACAAAGUAUACGUAACUGAAGAAAACUGUAUUUCAAAUCCUUCUCAAUGUAUUGAAAUUCAGGAAAUUCCUUCAUGCAGUUCUGAAACUCCACAGGAUGAUUUAAAAAAAAUCAAUAUAAUUGAACAAUUAAAUGUAUCAAAUUGGUUGUUAUUUAAAAAACCCGAAGAGGAUGGUCCGUUAGUUCGUGGAGGUCAUGCAGAUGCUUUAGUUGUUCAUGCUACUAAUGCAGAGAAAAAUGAUUUUAUGUAUCAAGAAGCAUUUUUAACUACUUAUAGAACAUUUUUAUGUCCUUUGGAACUAAUACAAAAACUAUGUAUGCGAUAUCAAAGAUUUCAAAACUCUGGUGAUUUGAACAGACAAAGAGCUGGUCGAGAAUCAUUUUCAUUAUUAGUGAGAGUUGUUAGUGAUUUAACUUUAACAGAUUUAGAUGAAGAAGUUUUACAAGUACUUAUGGACUUUGUUUACCAGUUAUUGCGUGCUGGUGAUUUAACUAUGGCCAAAGCUCUAAGAGUUAAACUUUUAGAAAGAUAUCAAGCAAAAUUAAUGCAUACUACAACUAUAAAUAUUCUUUUACCAUCUCAAAAUAUUUAUACACGGCAAGCUACAUUAUUAGAUUAUAAGACCGAACUAAUUGCUGAACAAAUGACUAUGUUGGAUUCUGAGCUAUUUAUGAAAAUAGAAAUUCCUGAAGUACUUAUUUGGGUUAAGGAACAGAAUGAAGAACGUAGUCCUAAUCUAACAGAGUUUACUGAACAUUUUAAUAAAAUGUCUUAUUGGGCAAGGUCAAGAAUACUCGAACAAAAUGAAGCUAAAGAUCGUGAGCGUUAUGUUUUAAAAUUUAUUAAAAUAAUGAAAUGUUUGCGAAAAAUGAACAACUUUAAUUCAUAUCUUGCACUUCUAUCAGCUUUGGACAGUGCUCCAAUUAGACGUUUAGAAUGGCAGAAAUAUAUAACAGAAGGACUAAAAGAAUAUUGUGCUUUAAUAGAUAGUUCAUCAAGUUUUAGAGCUUAUAGACAAGCAUUAGCUGAAACAAAUCCUCCUUGCAUUCCUUACAUAGGAUUAGUUUUACAAGAUUUAACGUUUGUGCAUAUUGGAAACAAUGAUUACAUACCAGAAAAUAUGAUCAAUUUUUCAAAAAGAUGGCAACAAUUUAAUAUUGUGGAAAAUAUGAAACGAUUCAAAAAAGGGAGUUAUAGUUUUAAAAAACAUGAACACAUCAUUGCAUUUUUUAAUAAUUUUGAUGAGUUUCUAUGUGAAGAAGCAAUGUGGCAAAUUAGUGAAAGCAUCAAACCAAGAGGAACAAAGAAAGCCACAUAAUGUUAUUAGAUUUUUAUAUAUAACCAUAGUUUAUUUUACAUUGAACAUUUUUUUCUAGGUAAUAUUUUCACGUUUUAGUGUAAAAAUAUAAAAAUUUUAAAUUAUUAUUGAAUAUCUAGUCAUUUUUUAAGAUAUUUUUUGUGUGGAAUUUCUGUUGAUCUGUAAAACAUUUGUUUGUUUUAACUAUUACUUUGUAUACUUCUUUUUCUGUUAAUUAAUAUUGUUAAAUUUUUUAACUUGAGAUCUUUAAUAAUCCUUUUUACUUAUAAUUUUUAACUAUAUGGGUCUCAGCCUAUAACUUAAAAUAGUGGUAGGUUAAACAGUUAAUAUAACAUUAUUAUAAUUAAAACACUACUUAAAAACAAAAAAUAGUGUUAACUACAUUUAAGCUAUUGUACAAAUACAUAAUUUCAAACUAUUAAGUUCCUAUAUUUACCUACUUAAUAAUUUAUUUAUUUUUCACUUUUUGACAAUUUAUAAAUUUUUUUUAUUUUUUAAUGUACAAUUUUAAGUCAAAUAGAUACAGACA
Daktulosphaira vitifoliae (grape phylloxera) is the source of this 3885-nucleotide messenger RNA. It is a transcript of the gene C3G, whose product is annotated as guanine nucleotide-releasing factor 2. The record is from RefSeq and is a predicted model, not a curated record. The coding region runs from base 255 to 3356 and encodes 1033 amino acids. Gene Ontology annotation, molecular function: guanyl-nucleotide exchange factor activity. Gene Ontology annotation, biological process: Ras protein signal transduction; positive regulation of GTPase activity. The transcript is spliced from 18 exons. Gene Ontology annotation, cellular component: plasma membrane. NCBI's taxonomy places the organism in Eukaryota, Metazoa, Arthropoda, Insecta, Hemiptera, Phylloxeridae.